Molecule: messenger RNA, 2540 nt
Organism: Durio zibethinus
Lineage: Eukaryota; Viridiplantae; Streptophyta; Magnoliopsida; Malvales; Malvaceae
Source: RefSeq, a predicted model, not a curated record
AUAUAUAUAUAUUCUAUCUCUCUAGAAGGCAGUGAGCUAACUAGAGAGAAACAGAGGAGAUUAAAAUGCGAGAAUGGGUCAGUACAGGCAACAGUACCACUACUGUAAUGGAACGACGACAGAGCACGUGGCCAUUGGGUUUCGAGGAGGUGGAGGUACCGGGAACAAGGCGGCUCGAUGGCGCCGAUCGGGACGCGUCGACAAGAGCUGCCGGAUCUCCAUCGGCUCUCUCAUUGUUAUUCUCUCUCUUGUGCUUGUUGUGACUGUUUUCGUUCACUAUUACAUCUCUGCUGAUAAUAAUGGUAAUAGUAAAGAAUUAAUUAGUUAUCAUUCCGAGGAUGAUGAUUUGAAGCUUGAUUCUGAUUUCCUCACUAAUGUGACACGAAUGGACAAUUUUAAAAUCCUUAAUUUUGGCAAUGGUUCUGUAGCACAUGGCCGUGAUUCACGAUAUUGGGAUAGGGAUGAUAGGAGAAGGGAUGAUGAUUACAAUGAGGAUGUGGUGGACCACAAUAUGAUGGAUUCUAGAGAUGAGUCACUUGAUGGUGACCAUAUUCCCAUGAAAAUGAGGAAUGAGAAGGAGGCUUCUCUUGAUUCUAAUAGGGAUUUGGAUAGUAGGGGUGUUGGGUUGUACAAUGAAGCUGGGCACAAUGAGUUAAAAUUGUAUGAAGCUGAAUAUGAGGCAUCUCUGAAGAAUGGGGGCAAAUCACGAAAGGAACUUGGAAAUAGCCAUCAGCUCUCUGACAGUAAGGACUUUGGAGUGCAUGAUGAGGUUGAUGAGGCUGAUGAUCACUUUAAUGAUGGCAUUGAUUCUAGUGAUAGUCGGAUGGAAGAUUAUGAUGAUUUUGGAAAUAACAAGGAGUAUAUUUUAGAUGAAGCAAAAUCUCAAGAUGAAAAUAUUAAUGAGUCCUCUACUUUCUCUAAUGCUACAACUAGCAAUCAACAUGUUGUCAAAGAGGUUAGGGAAAAAUCCACUUUAUCAAUGGAGGCUUCUCAAGAUUUUGAUGAUGUUGGUGUUAAUUCUCAUCAUGUUGGUUCCCUUGGUCGUAAAUCUGGAAAAAGCUCACGGGCAGAUUCAAAAAGAAAACCAAGGCGCCGCAAAUUUUCUGGCUCUUGUGAGAUGAAGUUAAUAAAUUCAACACACAUUGUGGAGCCUUUAGAAAGUCGAAAGUUUGCACGGUUUUCCUUGCAGUAUAUGCAAAUGGAGGAGAAGCCUGAAAGAGAAAAACAAUGGAUACCUAGAUUCGCUGGGCAUCAGAGUUUACAAGAACGUGAGGAAUCUUUUUUGGCACAUGACCAAAAGAUAAAUUGUGGGUUUGUUAAAGGUCCACAAGGAUAUCCAAGUACUGGCUUUGAUCUGGCAGAAGAUGAUGUGAAUUAUAUCAGCAGGUGCCACAUUGCUGUCAUAUCUUGCAUUUUUGGAAAUUCAGAUCGCUUGAGGACACCUGCUGGCAAAAAGGUUACUCGUUUGUCAAGGAAAAAUGUCUGCUUUGUUAUGUUUGUGGAUGAAGUCACGAUGCAAACGCUUUAUUCAGAAGGCCAAUCACCUGAUGGUGGUUUUAUUGGUUUAUGGAAGAUAGUGGUUGUAAAGAAUCUUCCAUAUGCUGAUAUGCGCAGAGUGGGCAAAAUACCAAAAUUGUUACCGCAUCGACUAUUUCCUUCUGCGAGGUACUCGAUCUGGUUAGAUAGCAAACUACGUCUACAGCGUGACCCUUUACAGCUUCUAGAGUACUUCUUGUGGCGAAAGGGUCAUGAGUAUGCUAUUUCUAAUCACUAUGACCGUCAUUGUGUCUGGGAAGAGGUUGCACAAAAUAAGAAGCUGAACAAGUAUAAUCAUACAGUCAUCGAUGAGCAAUUUGAUUUCUAUCAGGCUGAUGGGCUGAAAAGAUUCAACUCUUCAGAUCCUAACAAGCUACUUCCUAGCAAUGUGCCUGAAGGUUCGUUUAUUGUUAGAGCACACACCCCAUUGUCAAAUUUGUUCUCAUGUCUUUGGUUCAAUGAGGUUGAGCGGUUUACUCCCCGUGAUCAGCUAAGUUUUGCAUUUACAUAUCAGAAAUUGAGAAGAAUGAAUCCUGACAAACCAUUUUAUCUGAACAUGUUCAAGGAUUGUGAGAGGAGAGCCAUAGCUAAGUUGUUUCGACAUAGGUUAGAGGAGAAGCGAAAUGGUCAGCAACAGGCAACGUUGUAGAAUGUAUGUUGUAUUAUCGACAUUUCCUGUUGAAUAUCAAAAUUUUUUGUACACUUUCCUUGACCCUUCUGGUUCAGUUCCUUGUAACGAAUGUAACAGUGCUACAAGUUGCAGCAGUGCUGGUUUUUGCCAUAGAAUGAUGAAUUUUGCAACUUGUAACGAGGAUAUCUGGAGUGGAUAUGAUGUUUCUUGUGCGCGAUAUGUUGGGCAUGGCGCCGUAUGCUCAGGCAGUCCCUUCAAUUUUAAUUUGGUAGAUUCUGUCAAUUAGAAAAUUCAAUUCUGCUUCAUUAUUCUUUGUUCACAUUCAUUAUUCCGUACGUAACAAGCAACGGUACCAUUGUACUUUUUACACCAA